Molecule: messenger RNA, 1770 nt
Organism: Hyaloscypha bicolor E
Lineage: Eukaryota; Fungi; Ascomycota; Leotiomycetes; Helotiales; Hyaloscyphaceae
Product: HET-domain-containing protein
Exons: 2
Coding region: 1-1770 (589 amino acids)
Source: RefSeq, a predicted model, not a curated record
AUGACCAAGAAUUUAAGCCUGAAAGAGAGGCACAUUUUCAAUAUCGUGGAAAGUGAUGAUCAGAGGCCUCAAAAACGAGAUCCAACACUUUACAACCCACUUUUAACCUCCUCUCGCCAGUUUCGGCUACUCAUUCUCGAGCCUUGCAUCAAUCCUGGGGAGGUAAUUAGAUGCAAUCUCAUCAGUGAGUCCCUGGAUUCAGAUCUUCACUACGAAGCUGUCUCGUAUACAUGGGGUGAGCCAGUCAACGAGGCCGAAAUAAUCGUCAAUUUCGUAGCACUUCCCGUGAGGAAGAAUCUAUGGGAAGCACUACGUCAUCUGCGAGCAACUGAGCGACGAACACUAUGGAUCGAUGCUGUCUGCAUCAAUCAACAAAAUGUUCCAGAAAGAAACGCUCAAGUUAAAAUGAUGAGGCAGAUAUAUGAAAGAGCUCAGAAAGUCGUGAUCUGGCUCGGGAUCCAAAGCGAUGAGAGCAGUCUCGCAUUCAAUUUUAUGAAGUUCAUCAGUUCAGAUCGCCGAAAGCGUUCUAUGAAGUCUGAAAAACUUGACGGAACGACAAAAUACGUAGGGCUUCAAGAAGAGCUUGAAGCUGUCAGAAAAUUGUGUCAACGGCCAUAUUGGCAACGUCUUUGGAUCGUUCAGGAGGUGGUCGUUUCUCAAGAAGCCGAACUAUAUUGCGGCAAGGACCACAUGCCUUGGGAUGACUUCAGCGUAUUUCAGAAAUGCUUGGAAGAUGGUGACAUUGAGCUGGAUGGCGAUGACAGGAUACAAAAGAGCUCGGCUUUCAACCUGGAUCAAUACCGAGUGUAUAAUCGAACCGACUACUCCAAUCUCAUUGAACUCCUCGAGCCCUUCUCAUCCUCGCUCUGUUUUGAAGUCCGCGACAAGAUAUACGGACUUGUUGGCUUGGCUAGGGAUGCCACGGACUUUCGGAUUGACUACUCCCGGUCGUUGUACGAUAUCUUUAUAGAUGUCAUGGGGCUUCAAGACAAAGAAGAUUGCGCAUUACUUAUGGCAUGUAGUCAAUUUAUCCAGCGGUUGCUCAAAGAAGAAGUUGGGAAAUCAGCCCACGAAAACAGUCAUUCAUUGGAAAGGCUUUUCGGUGCUUUGGGCUAUGAAACGGGCAUUGUCAAAAUGAUAUCCGAGCUGGACUCGGAACCCACAAUGUUCCAAACAAUCUCUACGGAGGAAAAACUUUUCAUGCCAUUGUGCGAAGAUUGGAGACGGGAUAUUGAAUUGCUUUUGCAAUGGGAAAGAAAUGGACGGUUCGCCAAGAGAAUGCACGUUGCUUCUGGCAAGCUAUCCCAUGCGGUAACAGGAGGGAUGACAUUCAAAGAGUACAAGCGACUCAGGAUUUCAAAGUCACAAGGCAGGGAUCGUACUCCAAUGAAACCGGUUCCAUGGGGACAGCUCAACCAACCCAUAUCUUCUCCCGAUCUCGUAUUUACGCCCUCGGAAGAUAAGAUAUUGCAGUGCUUCAUUGACAGCAGAGGAUAUGUCGGUGUCGCCUCAUGUGGUAUUCGUACUUCUGACACCAUUUGUCAGUUCUCAGCUUCAGACGUCGUCGCAAUCCUACGGUGGCAAGAGGUUCACUCUUGCUACUCACUUGUUGGGAGUGCUGUAUUUCCAAUAAGGCGGAACGAGGCUGAUACACCGGUUUUGAAGGACCCCAAUGAGACCUUUCAAUUUAGCGUGCCAACAGCUGAGGAGUGUGUGAAGCCUAUCAGUUUAUGGCUCACUGCAUACAAUUUACAGAGGCUCACCCAAUAA